AUGAUUCAUUCAUUGAGUUUCUCAGAUAGUAAAAAUGCAAAACUCCCCAGAUUAUACUUGUUAAAAUGUCAACAUUAUUCAAAGAUUCAUCCAUUAUUUUCAUAUGUGUGUGGGAUGUAUUGUGUUCAAGUAGCCUUGACAUUACUUGAAACUGAUUCAAUUGAAACCACCAUAUCACAAUUAAUCGAAUACCUUGAAAGAGUGAAGAAAAACCUAAAGGUAUUGGAUGGUGAAGGUGGGGGUAGCUUCCAAAUAAGGAAAGCAAUGUGCACGGUUCUUGAUAAAAAGUAUAAACAUUUAACAUCGAUUUUACAACAAACUACUGAUUCAGGUAGUAUUAAUUUUGGACAAAUUGUGGAACUAUUACUCGAGUUAGCCCUUUUGUAUGAUGUUACAAGAGGACUAUACCCAUUAGAGGAAUUCAAAGAUGAACAAGAAAAGGGAAAAUUGUCUGAUAUUAUCUCAGAUAUGGAGAUUGAGUAUAGGAUACAUUAUUGUAGAACACAAUCUUCAACCAUUUUAUCCGUAAUUAAGCUGGGACAAAAUAUUGCAGACUAUAUGGAUCAGUUGAGUUUGGUUCCAACAUCUGAAGAUGAUAAUGAUGAAGGAGCUGAAGGGAUCAGUAAAGAAGCUGUGAACGACAUGAUUAAACAUGUUAUGAGUUUGCCUGAUGAAGCAUUUGAUGAAAUUGACCAUCAGGAAGAAGAGCAUGAAGGUAUAGCUGAUGAUGAUAUCACUGAUAUUGAAGGAGAUAAUACUGAAGAAGAGGAAGGAGAAAAAGUACUAAAAUCAAACACCAGUAAAUUGAAGCUGGCUCUUCAAUUACCUAACGUCCCCAAGGAGAAUGAGUUAGGUAUAAAAAGCUCCUUGGAAGAUAAUGAUGUUAAAGACACUGGAACUGAUGAUAAUAUGGGAGCAAGGGAUUCCCCAUUACCAAGCGUCAAUAAUCAUAAAGUUGAAAACAAUACUAAUAAUAAAAAUAUACCACGUUUUCAACAUAAGACGCCUCGAGACUAUACUAAAGAGGAACUCAGUAAGCUUUUAGAAGACGGUGAACUUCUUGAAUCAGCUGCCAAAGAUGCAAAAUAUGCCGUAUCUGCUUUGAACUACGAGGAUUGUGAUACAGCAUUAAGCAAGUUGGAAGAUGCAAUUAGACUUAUUAAAGAGUAUCAAUUAAGGACCUCCAAAUAG
[Candida] anglica is the source of this 1191-nucleotide messenger RNA. The record is from the annotation of a GenBank genome assembly. Lineage: Eukaryota; Fungi; Ascomycota; Pichiomycetes; Serinales; Debaryomycetaceae.